GUUUGUAAAACUAUUUAUUAAAAUUAUUUUUAUAAAUAUUAAAGGGUAUUAUAGGAAAAUAUGACACAAAAUAUAGAUUAGUCUAAAGGGACAUAGUUACUAUUUUUUUGCUCUAAAAAAACAGUUUUCUCUUUAAUUAAUUAGUUUUAUAGCAUUUUGGAGAUUUGACUGUAUGUACAAAUUGCUGACAAAAAAAAAGACUAUAUGUACAAUUUUAAAGGUGAUUAGAAAACGAGGAAAAGUCAAAGGUUGAUUUAAUACUCUUAACAUACUCUAUGUCAGCUCCCACUUUCUUCCACUACUCUGUGGCUGCACAUGCGGGUUGUAUACAUCAUUUCUGUCCGUGCGCGUUUAUGUAUCAGUCACGUGAUAUACUUAUAUUAGAAGAUGAGCCUGAAACGCACAUGCCUGAUGCCAUGAGGUGAGGUGAGGAAGUGGAAGGAUCUUGUGAUAAGCUUUAUUUUUAACUCUUGAAAGUAUCUAUAUUGUGCACAAUAAAGAAAUACACUAUAUAACUUUAGUAAGUGUUCACAUUCUCAUUCAUACACACAAGUGUUUUAUGAUUUUCAAGCCACUUUGCUUGAUUAUAGAACGGCUGUAUUAAACUAAGAUUUGUCUUGCUUUUAACUUGACUACAACACCACUUCCACCACCUUCAUGUCCAAUUGAAAACCACCACUCGGAUCAUUUGCAAAUGCUUUAAACUGCGGAACCAGUGAAGAAGCAUGUGGGUCAGUUGACCCAAAUCUGUUUUAUAAUUUAAUCUAAUUUAUGCAUAAAAUAGUAAUAUACAACCGGUUGAUUUUCACUAGUUUGACCCCUUUAAUUGGUGGCCAAUUUAUAUACAUAAGUUUUUGAUCCUAGUGAAUUCAUUUCCUAGUUCCGCUAUUGGUUGCAACUUUCUAGAGUUUUAAUAAAGAUAGAUGGAGAUAUAUAUCUUCAAAGCAGACCGCUUCUCUUGAAAACUACGGAAACAGUCAUGACUUGAAGGAUGCAAAUCCUAGCUCAUGUAUCUUCCUUGUAUCCAUACUAUGUGGACUAUUGUCUCCUUCUUUGUUAUUGCACCUGAAAAUAAAACCAACAACCAAUCAAUCUAUAAAACGAGACGAACAAUGAAAGCUUGAUUGAACCUAACGACAAGGAGAUUUGUGACUUGUUCUCAAGCGGGUAAUUAGGAGACUUGUUCCUUAACUACUCAAUGAUCUCAAUGAGCAACCAAACUUGAACAUACGAUUCUCCCUGUUGCUUUAGGCUCUUCCAUGGCCAACUCAUGUGUAGCAACUACAUUGUAUUUUUUCUUCCUUUUUGUUGGAUACGAAACUACAUCGUCUAUGUGCACAAACCCUACAAUGAAAUCAGGGUACUCGAUCUCCAGCAAGACCUUUGACAAUGGCAAGGAUGACUUGGACCAACCACAAAAGAAGGGUUCCAUGUAUAACCUUUUCUCAUCAGCUCCAAGCCUCUCUCUCGCCUAGAGUCUUUGCAUAUCCGUACCACAACUAAUGCAUCAAGUUAACCACACAUGAUCCAUCAAUGGAGUCUUCUUAAUCAAAAUCUCAAGUAGAUUAAAGUGUGUGAGAGAGAAAUGGUUCUCACAUUGAAGUGUUUGCAGUAGUCAGGGUCGCUCCAAUACGACUCGUUGAAAGGAGAGGCUUUUGUGGCAUCUAACCUGUACCGGAUCGAAGAGCAAGAACACGUAAGAAAAAUCCUUCUUACAGUUUUUUGGAUUUAAACAUAAAAGUUCAUCACGUUAAUUAGUUGUACCUUUAAUGGUAGGAUCAACCAAUGACUCUUGAAUGUUGUGAUCAUAUGGUACAAGAAUAGGAGAUGCCGUGUGCUUACAAGUUGCUUACAAGUUGAAGUUUUAGAUUUUACCGAUUGUCGUGCUUCCACGUUUUUUACCUUUUUUGCGGAACCAAUUACCUUAGGUUUUAUAAUUUGUCAACAAUUUAUUGUAACACCUUAUUUUCAUUUCUUGAAAUGAUAUUUACAUUCUUCCUAAAAAAAGAAAAGAGAGAUGUCGUGUGGGCGGAUCCAGGUAUGUAUAGUUUGAUCCUCAACGACAAGCCUAAGCGCGUUGAGUUUCAAAUGAGAAUCCUUGAACGUUCUGGUCUCGGUGAAGAGACUUGUCUCCCCCCAGCUAUUCAUUACAUUCCUCCAACACCAACCAUGAACGAGGCUACAAGUGAGGCUCAAAUGGUUAUCUUUUCGGCUAUGGAUGAUCUUUUCAAGAAAACCGGUAUAAUGCCCAAAGACAUCAAUAUACUCAUUGUGAAUUGCUCUCUUUUCUCUCCCGCCCCAUCGCUCUCUGCUGUGGUCAUCAACAAAUAUAAGCUUAGGAGCAACAUUAAAAGCUUUAAUCUGUCGGGGAUGGGCUGCAACGCGGGCCUAAUCUCAGUCGAACUGGCCCGCGAUCUGCUUCAGGUUCAUCCCAAUUCGAAUGCAAUUAUCAUCAGCACCGAGAUCAUAAUGCCUAAUCACUACAAAGGGAACGAGAGAGCAAUGUUGCUGCCUAAUUGUCUCUUUCGCAUGGGCUCCGCGGCAAUUCUUAUGUCAAACGGUCGGUCUGACCAGUGGCGAGCCAAGUACAAGCUUAGCCACCUUGUCCGGACCCACCGUGGUGCUGAUGCACAAAAUUAGUUUUCUUGUUAUCAUCGGUGCCGUCCAUAAUUAAUUUGGUUUUAAUAUGGAGUAUUGUGGCUAGAGCUAGAGAUUUGGAAUAAGAAUACAUAACUCGAAUUCUUUUUGACAGUGGUUUUAGAGUCAUGUUUUGACCAUUUGAGGCAAUGAUUUUUGUCCUUCAUGCCAACUGAUCUUUGUUUAUCAAAGAGGUCACGAUAUUUUUUUUUUCUUUACACAUAUAACAUACUUGUAUACUAGUACAAGCACGACCAAUAGACCGUUAUAAAGACGAACAAAUCUUUUCACUACGUGAAUAUUAAGAAGUUGCAAUGUGAGUCAUAUAUAUGAAUAAUCACGUAAAUGUUUUAAUUUGAAACAUGAUUUGGAGAAUCAAUAUUUUAAUUAGUAUGAAAGCCCUUUUUUUUUGUGAAACAGUAUGAAAGCCCUUUAAAAAAUAUUUUGUUUAAACUCCCACAAGGAAUACCAGGGCGCUGGUAUAUAAGUUCUAACAAUGUUUCGGAAGAAUAAUAUAAGAUUCAAAGCAUAACUAAGUUUUAACAUAUACUGAUUUUAAUAUACGUUAUUCAAUGAAAUUUAAAGCUAUGCUAAUCGUGCAAUUAAAAUGUAGAGUAGAUUGUUGAGGUAGUAUAAACUGUAAAAUAGUAUCAUAAAUAGUGAAGAUAGAUAUAAAGAUUUAGAAAUUGUCUUUACCAAAAUAUAGCUUGCACAUUUUGCCAUUUACUAGACAAUACAUUUUUUCCACCGUAACUUUUUUUUUCAAAAUAAUCAUUCUGUUACUCUUGCUCAUGAAUAGUACGGACAUAUGACUAGUUCUCUUUUUUUUUUUUUCUUUUUGAGAAAGGGUAAUACAUUACAAGUUUUUUGAAACUUACAUUACAAGUUUCUAAAUACGAGUGAGUAAUAUAUUUUAAGAACAGUAAAAUAUGAAUCAAUAAGAUAAGGCCAAAAAAAAAUUUGUUUUGAAAAAGAAUAAAUUUGUAUUAUUGGGUUUGUGCUCCUUGGAACAACCUUAUCUAUGAGAUGCUCAUUGGGAUUCUUAAACAAAAAAAUAUACAUUUUAAUAUAUUGUAAAUAAAUUUUUAAAGUUUAAUUUGAAAGUAAAAAUUGAAUCAAUUGAGAAUUGAUAAGUGUUUGAUGGGGGUUCUAAAGAGGUUCUCAAAAAAUUUCAUUUGAAACUCCUAUUUCUUUUUCUCUCUUAACAAUUUUUUUUGUUUAAUGGUGAAAACUUCUAGUGAAAAUUACUCAUUGGAUGUGCUUUUAGACUCGUCCGAGUUCUUUCUAUUUUCGCAAUUUAGUUUUUUGUUAUGUAUUUUUUUAUUUCUUUGUUUGAUUAGUCUGCUAUGAGUAUUCCUAUUUAAAUUAUGUCAAAAACAUAAAAUUGAAAUAAAUUUUAACAUCUUAUGAAAACGGAAAAAUAAUUUGUUUUCUAAUACUGUUACGGAAUAUUGGGCAUAUAUCAGUUACAUGAGCUUGAAACUCCAGCGCAUAUUAGCUUAAAUCGUUCGAAAACUUCAAUAACGACCUUGGAACAAACACAUCAUAUGGCUCUACAAGUUUUUGUUGUCCACUAUCCAAAUGUCCAAGGUGCGAUGAAAAAACUUAGUUGAUAAAGUUCAAUCAAUUUCUCACAGCUCACUCUGUUAUUAUAAACAUCGUUAAUAACAUAAUCAGAGAGGUCGCAUGUUGUAUGGUGUCAGGGCUUGAGUAAUUGAGUUUCGCGUUUUGUUUGUGAUAAAUUUUAAACGGGGUUGCAACAUGUUUCUUCAAUUUCAGAUUUACCCAUUUGUGUAGUAAGAUAACAUAGAUAUCUAAUUUCCAUUGCAAAUAACUAAAUUUAAUAUACUUCGAUGGACAAAUUCUCUAAAAAUCCGUCGAUUAGGUUUCGGUCCGCCAGAUACCUCUUAAUUAUAAAAAAUAAGAUUGUGUCAAUCUCUGAGCUCAAAGCUUUUACCCAUAUAAAUAUAUACACAUAUAUGUAUAUAAAUGAUUUCCUAGAUAUAUAUGUACAGGCAAUUUUUUUAAGGUUUAGUGAUCUCUUAUCUAAUUUAUUCAAUAACUAAUCACUCCGUCUUUUCAGUUCGUACAAAUGCCACAAACCAGAAACAUCAUUUUCCAAGUAAACGAAUAAAGCCAGGAACUGUACAUGUUAUCCAUAGGUCCUCUUAUCUUCUCAACAAAAGAUUGAUGCCUCUGUUUUUGAAUUCUUUUUGCAUAUUGAUGUGGUCCAGAACAAACCAUAGUUGAUAGUUAUCUUUAUUUUUCUUUUAAUCCACUGUUAUCUAAUUUUGCACUUCUUUUUUCAUUCUUUAGUUUCUGUUACCUUUUCCAGUUUUCUCUUACAAUAUCUACUUAUUAUUAUUUUCUCCUUCAACCUACAUAAUCCGAACAUGUUGAUUUACCAACCAAUAGAAUUUAGUUAUUUAAGAUUCAAUAUUUUUUUUAAAAAAAAAACAAGAUAAUAAUAAUUUGUCAAGUUGUAUUAUGUUUUUAAAAUAAAUAAAAAAUAUUGGUAUUACCAAAAAAAAGAAUUUUUUUUAAUAGUGCUAACGCCGUCAGCAAAAUAAUGAACACUAAACCCUAAACCCUAAAUCUUCAGAUAAAACCUAAAACAUUGGAUAAAUCCUAAACUCUUGGGUAAAUCCUAAACCCUUGGGUAAAUCAUAAACAUUAAAACUAAAUUUUAGAAAUAUUAAACCCUAAAUCCUUAAUCCUGAACCCUUGGGUAAAUCCUAAACUAUUGGAUAAAUUCUAAACAUUAAAACUAAAAUUUAGAAAUACUAAACUUUAAAUCUUAACCCUGAACUCUUGGCUAAAUCCUUAACUCCAAGAGUUUAGGUUAAAUGUUUUAGGAUUUAGAGUUUUUAAGAUUUAGUUUUUAAUGUUUAUGAUUUAGAGUUUAGGAUUUAUCCAUGGGUUUACGAUUUAUCCAAGGAUUUAGCCUUGACAGUGUUAACAAUAUAAAAAAAAAUUGGUAAUUAUUAUUUAUUUUUAUUUAUUUAAAAAACAUAAUAUAAUUUGAUAAAUUCUUAUUAUUUUAUUUCUUUUUAAAAAGAUACUAAAUCUGAAAUAACAAAAUCAUAUUGGUUGGUUAACAAUGUAGGUGGUGAACCUAAGAAAAAUUCAUCCGAAACUAUAUAUAUAUAAACACACAGUAUAGAAAGUGGGAAAAUUUGAAAUUUUAAGCAUACACAACAAGCCAAAUAUAUAUUUCCAGUACUAAACGUCUACACAAAUACGAAUUAUGAAAAAAAAAAUAGCAUUAUCGAACUAGAAUAAAGGAGUUACAUUUUAUUGGUUGUUCUAUUCCGGUCUGGUUACCCAUGUCACUUCAAGUUUAAUUAAUAAAAUGACAUUUUUGACGUCAAAAAAAAAAACAUACACAACAAAAUAUUAACAGUUGAUGCAACGUCUCUUAAAUU
This is a messenger RNA of Brassica rapa (field mustard), 6062 nucleotides long. Its product is annotated as 3-ketoacyl-CoA synthase 6. Gene Ontology annotation, cellular component: membrane. Gene Ontology annotation, molecular function: acyltransferase activity, transferring groups other than amino-acyl groups. Gene Ontology annotation, biological process: fatty acid biosynthetic process. NCBI's taxonomy places the organism in Eukaryota, Viridiplantae, Streptophyta, Magnoliopsida, Brassicales, Brassicaceae. The record is from RefSeq and is a predicted model, not a curated record.